AUGUAUUAUGGGAUUAGACAGAUUGCAGAACCAUACCAUCGAAUACUGAGAAGUUCUUCGAGCCAUUCAUCAUGUCAAUUGGUCAUAUUCGUGUCAUGUUUGAACAUAGAUGCAUUGUGUUCUGCUAAGAUGCUCACCAAUCUUUUCAAAAAACAAUUAGUUCAAUCUCAACUAGUACCUGUAUUUGGUUAUGGUGAGCUAAAGGAUCACUAUUCUAAAUUAGAUGACAAUGUUACCAGUGUAAUAUUCAUUGGAUGUGGUGGUGGGAUAUGCCUUGACGAGUUCUUAGAGCUGGAUGCCGAACAGUUGUUAAUGGAUACUGAUGAUGCUCUGAAGGAGAGGAAAUUCAAUAGGCACAUAUAUGUGUUUGAUUCGCAUCGACCAUGGAAUUUGGACAACAUAUUUGGCUCAGAAAUUGUAAUAUGUCUGGACGACGGGACGGCAGAUGAUUCUUUGCAAAGACAGAAAGAAGCAUAUUUCCAACUAAUACGGCUUGAUGCUGAGAGUGAAGGGCAGGAAGAGGAUGAGGACACUCAGGAGGAUGAAACUGAUGAAGACGAAGACGAAGAUGAGGAUGGUGACGGUAAGAGAUCAAGUUCAGAGGGUCCAUCUAGCAAGAAAGCGAAAAAACAGAGAAAGAGACUGAUAGACGAAUAUGAGACAAUCUUAGAAGAUUAUUACUCACAGGGGACUUCAGUGGUAAAUUCAAUGUCAUUACAGGUUUAUUCAUUAAUAACUACUAUCGGAGAAUCAAAUUUAAAAUACCUCUGGUGGACAAUUUUGGGGACGACUUCGCUAGAUACCGCUUAUCCACAAGUUUACAAUCGAUUAUACCCACUUUUACAAGAUGAAGUUAAGAGACUGUCUCCCAGCCAUCAAGCGGUUAAGACCCCAGAUACUCUAUCCCUCAACAUUCAGCCCGAUUACUACCUUUUUCUAUUGAGGCAUUCAUCACUCUAUGACAGUUUCUACUACUCCAACUACGUUAACGCCAAGCUUUCACUCUGGAAUGAAAAUGGUAAGAAAAGGUUACACAAGAUGUUUGCUCGUAUGGGGAUACCGUUGUCUACUGCCCAGGAAACUUGGAUCUACAUGGAUAAUUCCAUUAAAAGAGAACUAGGUAUAAUAUUCGAUCGAAAUUUGGACAGGUAUGGACUGCAAGACAUUGUACGAGACGGAUUCGUUAGAACUUUAGGUUAUAGAGGUGCCAUUAGUGCAAGCGAAUUUGUAGAGGCACUGACGGCAUUAUUAGAAGUUGGUAACAGCAUUACAAGAGAAACUGGCGAUACUACAGAGGAAGUAAGCGUAAAUUCACAAAAGAGAUGGAUUUCCAAUUUUUGGUUGAGUUGGGAUGCACUUGACGAUGGUAAAGUGGACCUGUUGAACAAGGGAAUUAGACAUGCACAGACUUUACAAAAAGCAGUCUUCAAUACCGGUGUUGCCAUUUUGGAGAAAAGACUCAUUAAGCAUUUAAGGAUCUAUCGUCUUUGUGUACUUCAAGAGGGUCCAGAUUUAGAAUUAUACUACAACCCACUGUCCCUAUUACGGUUGGGUAAUUGGUUGUCAGAAUGCUGUGCAGAAUCUGAGAAUAAGCAGCUGCUACCAAUGGUAUUGGCAAGUCUUAACGAAUCCACAGACACGUAUUUGGUAGCAGGUCUUGCUGCAAGAUACCCAAGGGGGAUGGAUAUGUUGCAAGUGCGUAAACCAAUUCUAAACAAUUUUAGCAUGGCGUUCCAGCAAAUUGCUGCACAGACUGAUGCAAGAGUUAAAAUAGACAAUUUUGAAAGUUCCAUUAUUGAAAUUAAAAGGGAGGAUCUAUCUCCAUUCCUCGAGAAAUUAACGCUAAGUGGUCUAAUUUGA
Messenger RNA from Zygosaccharomyces rouxii, 1860 nucleotides. RefSeq names its product DNA replication initiation factor CDC45 (gene CDC45). Gene Ontology annotation, molecular function: chromatin binding; DNA replication origin binding; single-stranded DNA binding. Lineage: Eukaryota; Fungi; Ascomycota; Saccharomycetes; Saccharomycetales; Saccharomycetaceae. Gene Ontology annotation, biological process: DNA replication initiation; double-strand break repair via break-induced replication; mitotic DNA replication preinitiation complex assembly. The record is from RefSeq and is a predicted model, not a curated record. Gene Ontology annotation, cellular component: DNA replication preinitiation complex. Bases 1 to 1860 code for a protein of 619 amino acids. The transcript has a single exon.